GCAUGAUAUUUUCAGAACAGAUAGACAAGUCAAUCCAUUCACUCCUCUAAAGCUGUGGUGCACUCUGCUUCAACUUAAGUGAAAGCAACACAGACAUGCCUGCCUUGGUAGGAUGUUCUGCGGGCUGCAGGGUGCUGGCCUAGAGCAUGGACCACUCCAAAGUCCCCACUGAAGAGAACCUCUGCAGCCUGUGAGCAGAGGGUCCGGUGACUCAGGGGCACUGGGCGUCGAGUGUAGCUCUUGGCCCUGUGCCUCCAGGUCUGCUGCAAUCUCCAAUGCAUCUGUGCUUUCCCUGCAUAUGCAGACUAUGCAGUCUAGGGGGUCCCAGGAGUCACACAGAUGUUGCUCUGCUCCCUCCUCUGUCUGGGUGGCUGUCUCAGAUGCACUACGUUUUAAACAGAAUGUCAUCAAGCACAGGAGAGCGUGUGCCUUGGCCCAAGUACCAGAACUCAUAGAAUAAACAGAGUCAAUGGGUGUCAGGGGCAACCCUGCACCCACAGUGUCAAACAAAAGCCCCAAACUUGAUCACUGCUGGUGGUCAUCGUGGGUCACACCGAGGGAGGGCAGAGAAUAAAGAGCAUGGGAAGGGAGGCAGUGAUCUACUGUUAUGGGCUAGAUCUUACGUGCCCUGCUCUCGUGCUGAAGCCUUGGUCCCCACCUGACAGGGCUUUCGGGAGAUAGUGGGAUCUUGAGGAGCUGGAGCCCGUGCAGGAGGAGAGCUCACCCUUGGCCUUCUUGUCUCUCUGCUUCCUGUUCACCAGAAGGGAGCAGCUUACACUGCCCCACCCUGGGGAAAGCAACCACGGACUGAAGCCACUGGAACCGUGAACCCAAACAAAGGUCCCCUCCUCCUAUGGGAAUUAUGGUAGUCUUCUGUCCUGCAGAGACCAACACAUCUACUCAGCAAACUCUGCUCACAGCGGGCUCGUAUGAUAGCCCACCUGUGCACAGACCAGGCGAAAAAACACACCUCUCUUACUGCAUCUGUUACUACUUUCCAAGAAAAUCAUCACUCGCAACGAAAGGGGCACUUUUCUAACCUUAAAUACUGGUACGAAAACACAAAUACAGCCCCAUCUCCUUGGCAUUAAAACCCUAAAAGACUGUGACAUCUUAAAGGCUUCAUUUCUUCUCACUGGUAAGCACUUAUACUUGAUGCUGGGAAUUUUAUAUUCAAAUUCACCUCGGUGAGGUACACCCCCUUGCCUCCUGCCUACAACAGGCUGUUGUCUUACUUCAGGCUUCUGCUACAAUAAAGAGUCUGAGACUAGGUAUUUGCAGACAACAGAAAUGAAUUGCUUACAGUUCUGCAGGUGGGGAAGCCGCAAUCAAUGCGCCAGGACCCUGUCUGCUCCAUAGCUGCUACCUCCUUGCUGGGCCCUGGCAUGGCAGAAGGACACGCAGGUUCCACAGGAUUCUCUUAAGAGAAAAGUCUUCCCAUCUGCAAGGACACAGCUGUGGUAAAGAAGCUGUGUACUUUUUACCACCCCUGGACUGGGGAUCUGGGUUCAGUAUAGGAGUUUGGAGGAGACACCAGUCAUAGAAACCACGCAUCGCUUUUUGAGCAUCUCAUGGAAAGACCUGACAAGUAACCAUAACCAGGAAAUGUACACGACUGUUUCUAGAAGGAGACUGCUUUGUACAAAUUGCUUUAAAUCUCCGUCUAGCCUUGACAAAUGACAGAGUAACUGAUACUCAAAUGAUACGGAAGAAAAGAAUCAGAAUAAAGCUCAAGCAAGCAUAGAAAGGAGACCAGUAAAAUCCUCUCCCACCCAGCCUUUCAAGGAGACAAAAGAACAAAGUACUUGUUCCAAAAAUAACAAACAAGAAAGUGAUGACCACUCUCCUCUGAUUCCACCCAGUUUGCAUGGCUCAGAUUCCAAAUAAAGCCACACCAAGAGGAACAGGAAGCUGGGACAAAGAAAAGGAAGGACAGUAUUUCAUACCUGCACUCUAAAAUCUGCUAACGUUUCAGUCUCACCCUUUCUGGAUCACUGGAAAGACAAGAAGGGUGGUCCUGGGCCACGAAUGGCUAACUAGAGGAACACACUUCAGGGUGAAAUGGUCCUGGUCCGUGAGAAGACAGAAUCCCAAGGAUGCUGAGCCCUGCAGGCAAAGCCUUUUCACUCAUAUAAAACAGAAGCUCGUCCUCUACCCCAAACCUUCCAGUUUGGGAAACAACUCUGCUCCUCAUUGAUAGGUCUGUAACAAGAGGAAGCUCUGGAUGCCUCUGUUCCAAGUCUGGCCUCUCCGUCUCACUGAUCCAGGUAAAAUAAAACCAAGGGAACAGUUAGCUGCCAGGAGAGCAAGAGUCAAGGCACACUGGGAACCAAGCAGGGCUGCUGCCUUGAUUUGCAGACCAGGUGCCACGAUACAGGCUGGUGUGGGGCUGGGAUUUCUCCAAAAUCAAGAGCAUGUGGUCACCGUGUUGCCCUCUACCAGCAUUUCUGCAAGAUCCCAGGCUGAAAGAUCGUUCAGUGCCUUCUUUGGCACGUGCCUGCCCAGCAGAUAGGCCAAGAUUCUCAAGAGCCCAGCCUGGACUGAACAGCAUGAUGACGAGGUAACUGGAACUAACUAAUGUGAGCAAUCCUCAUCUCCACGCUUAAACCUCAGAGGGAGCACAGGGGUUCAAAGAACGCAGGCGCUUGCUCUUCCCAAAAUUCACCCAGGGCUUGGCUGAUGUUAAAGAAAGCCACACUAUUUGGGUCUUUGACUUUAUGAUGUCUGCAGGUUGAAAGCAAUAGCCCAGGCUAAGUUAAGGUGCUCGUGGGGGACCAUGCUCACGCACACACGUCCGUGGGUUUCUGUGGAAGGAUGACACAUCAGCCCCACCACUCAGCCUCUCAGGGCCAGACACUGUGUCUACCGCAAACGCCAUGCCUCUGGGCCCUCGAGGCAUCUCACACAACCUGCGAGGUGUGGCAGGCUCUUCUACCCUGUCCUGAGUGCCCACACUGGGCAAGAAGGCAGCCACAUGCCAGCACAGGGGCAGAUAACAGGGCUCUACCCCACCGUAGGAUGCUGAGACAGAAGCCCGGCCAAUUACUGCCAUGCUGUAUUCAGCUACCUCCAAACUCCAAAGAUUCUUUCCCCUCCCAGAUUUUUCUUAUUAUGGAACUCAGGACCCUGCACUUGCCAGCCGGGCGCAGUGCCCCUGAGCUCUACCCCCCUGCCACCUCUACUUUCUGAUGAUUUUAAGUAACUGUAUCAGACUCCCGGAAAACACAGUCUGAUGCACACCGCAGGUGACAUGUAUCCAAACUGCAAAUUCUGAGUGUUCAUGAAACACGCAUGCUACCUCCAUCCACCACCCUCCCACUAUGGCCGUUACGGCACUGAUUAGGGUUCAUGGCCCCAGAUUUAAAGGCAGCAACUCAUCUGAUGUGGUGACAGAACACCUGAUAGGACUUGGAGAGCUAUGCCAACACCAUAAAUACUGAUUUGAAGACCCAGUUCUCUAAAACGGGGGUGAAAAAACUCCAGCAUUUUCUUAAGUGUGGGCCAGAUAACAGAUUUCCGGGAACAUCAGGUUAAACUACAUCAAACCCAUUUCAUCUGAAUGCUUUUGGUUUUUAUAUUCACUCUAGAUGACCAAGGUCUUCUUUUAAAGAAACACAGCCUUGUCUUUUGUCUUUUCAGUGACAUACAGAUUAGCUAAUUUUUCUAGUCUGGAUAUUCAGAUAUUGACAUAUCUGUCAUCUUUCUUCUUCCUUUGAGAUCUUGUCACUGUUUUUAAUUUCAGUUCCCUUUGCCCACUCUCUGAGUGACACUUGAGGCACAAAACAGAGAAUUCACGGCUGGUUAAUGGAUACCUUGUGUGAAGUUUAGGAAAAAAAAAAAAGAUGACUCUGAGCCGGGUUAGGUGGCACCUCCCUGUAAUCCCAGCCGUUCAGGAUGCUGAGGCAGGAUGAUCACUAUUUGCAGGCCAGCCUGGGCAGCCUAGGAAGACCCAGUCCCAAAAUAAAAACUGAAAAGUCGGUGGUGUAAAGCUCAGGGAGAAAUGCUAAUCUAGAAUGUAUGAGGCCUUUGGUUAGAUCCUGGGCGCAAGCCCAAAGACUGAAAAAAACCCUGAAUCCCAAAGUGUCUUUUCUGUUUAAAAGUAAAAUUACCGGCAUCAUCUAUUUCCAAAGCACUGUGAAGUGCCCAGUAUUUUUCUCAACAGGUCUGCUAAAAUAUCCAUUUUACUUCCUCAUUUUUCUCUGAUUAAUGCACUUUCCCUGUAAUGUAAAUAUUUCCCUGUGAAGCUAUUUUAUUUUCAGUUUCGUUCCCAGAGAUGCAGGGGCCUGGGGCUAUACUGGCCAUCACAGUGUCCUGAGUAAAGGUAAUAAAAAGUUCCAAAGCAAGAACUCUUUAGAAACUGGCAAUCUAUCACUAUCUGAACAGAUACAUUGAGCGGAGGCGGCCCCAAGGCGCUGGCACACAUUGGUCACUAACAAAGUAGUGUGUGUUUAAAAAGCUGAGUUUUACAGGAGACAUCCUGUGCCACAGAGGAUGCAAAGAUAAACUUCUGGGGAAGUCCUGUGAGAUCUGAUCCUUUCACAGGCGCCUAAGGGGUAAGGAAGCAGAAAUAAGACAGAAAAUGAGGGAAGAGGGAAACGAAAAAAGAGGGCCAUAGUUUUCUGCCUUAUUUUUGCUAGGUUUUUUUUUUUUUUUUUUUUCCCUCUAAAUGGCGUGAAUCAGUUCUGGGACAAGAUGAGAGGAAAUGGCUAACAUUAGUUUCCUGCUUUAUCAACCAACCAACCUACUUCAACUGCCCAAAAGACCCUGGCUGGUAGUGACUCCUAAGAAACUCAAUGCCAGUUAAGCUCCUCUCUCAAGGGCUUGGCUACAUGUGUGUGAAACCCAGGGUCAGGAUUGUCCAUCAAGCUCGUCUACAACUUUGAAAAAUUUACUUGUAAUGAGUCAUCGUGGUUUGCAUUAAAAUUCAUGAACCUCUCGGAGCAGGUUAUCUGGACUCUUCCUCAGUGACUAAGAAAUUUAUUUGACAAUUAAACUUCUUGCCCACCUGAGUAAGAAAAUUCACAUCUACAGCUCUGCUUAUGAAUCCCAGCAGCUUUUCAAAUUCCAAAUUUUGUACCCACAUUAACUGCUCCUCCUAAUGAGUGAUUUCUGUGAGGAUUUCUUUUUCCUGCUUGGGGAUUAAUCCGUUUUUAUCUGUAUCCUUAAAAGAAAAAAAGAGCCUAGUUUUUGUGUGCCAUUAAAAAAAAAAAUCAGUCUCAUUACAGCUGAACAAUUUGGAAAUGUGAUCUUGGAGUCCAAGGUCACAUCCACAAAUUAAGAUGAGCAGAUCAUUUAUUCUUAGCUCUAAAUGGGUUUAGAAUCACUUCUACACUAUCUUCCUCAUUAAGUGCUAGACUUUGGACAAACAGCUUUACAAACUCUCCUAGAGUCGCAAUCUUUUGUUUUUAAUUGGUCAAGUAAAAAUAUUUCCUCCUACCUAGCUGGGUUGUACCAGAUGAAGCAAUCACAAUCAUGUCAACAGUCUAUAAACAAGGGAGUCUUGUUUAUAGAUUCAGGAAGCCUUCCACUAGAGCGGACCUUAGAACAUAUGUUUUGGUGCAUUUAUUCUGUAGAGGGUUUGGGCCGAGAUCAACACUUUUGUCUCAGGAGUUUUUCAACUGAGUGUCUUUAAUUCUUUGAAUUCUGCGUGGAUCCCUUUUUCUGGUAAAGUACUUUCCUGCUAGAAGUGAUUGAGCUGUGGGGUACAUCACUAGGAAUCCGUAGAGAUCAGUGUUUCUCAAACUUUCAGACACUUGGAUUCCAACGCAGAUUUGGACUCUGCAGGUUUGGGGAUGGGGUGUCCUUUGGGCUAAAACUAAGCAAGGGUUUCUCAAUUUCUGCCCUUCUAGGACUGGCUGAAUUCUGCUCGCGGCUUGUUCCAGGGCUGAAUUUUGCAAACACUCGGACUUCCCUACUUUGGCAGUAACCCCACCUCCUGAGUCCAGCUGUGACCCUGACAAUGUUUCCAAUCUUGCGUUCCCAGGAGGGAGGCCAAGUCUGCAGCAGGGAUGCUAAGGUCAACUGAGAAGAACCCUCUCAGCAAAGGAUGCAGCAACCCGCGUCCGCCCCCUGUAGCAGCCAUGGAGCCAGCGGGCAGGUACCCCUGACUGUAUUUUGCAGCUGGGGAAACUGAGGCAGUGCACGGAUCGCAGUGGUCCCCCGAGGUGGCGGAAAAGGAGCGAACCACGGAUGAGCCUGUCGUCCCCAGUUGUCGUCUGCUGAGAGUUUCCUUUCUACAUCUGCACAUGGUGAUCCCCAUCACAGAAGGCCCACAGCAGGAUAACCGCUGGCGGUUCUUAAACUGACCUCAGGGGUGUGUUUUUCUCUUGGUGUUGGUUACGGAUGGGCCUUAAGAGAGAAAAUGCUCAAGUGGCUCAGCUGAAGACACAUGCUUAGGCUGCUGUGGUUACUGGGAAGAGACACCUCCUGGCCGUGAGAUUAAGGACAGCUGUAAGGCCCACCACACAUGCGUCUGCGGUCGGUCACCAAUGCAGAAGGGAUUCUCACCGUGGCCUGGGGAUUUCCAGAUGACACAGCCACCUCAGCUCACAUGCAACUUUUGAAGAUGCGGGUCAGUCUCCUCCUCUUAGUGCUUCUGUGGGAAGCCAAGAGCCAGCCAGCAUUGAGGCCAAACAUAGUCCUGUUGAUGGCAGAUGACCUUGGCAUUGGAGAUCUGGGGUGCUAUGGGAACCAGACGCUCAGGACCCCCAACAUUGACAGGCUGGCUGGCGGGGGAGUGAAACUCACACAGCACCUGGCCGCGUCACCCCUGUGCACACCCAGCCGGGCAGCCUUCAUGACAGGCCGCUACCCCAUCCGCUUAGGAAUGGCCUCUCACAGCCGGAUGGGAGUUUACCUGUUCACUGCUUCUUCUGGAGGACUUCCCACCAGUGAGGUGACGUUUGCCAGACUUCUGAAGAAACAGGGCUACUCAACAGCACUGAUCGGGAAGUGGCACCUUGGGAUAAACUGUUACAACACAACUGACUUUUGCCACCACCCUUUACGCCAUGGCUUCGAUUACUUCUAUGGGUUUCCUAUGACCAACUUGCGGGACUGCAAACCCGGGUCAGGCACAGUCUUCUCCGAAGCGUACUGGUGGCUGGUGUUCUUCCCGCUGCAGAUCCUAGGGGUCACUGUGUUCACGCUGGCCGUGCUGCACUUCCUGAGGCUGAUCCAUGUGCCCAUUUGGGUCUUCAUUGCCCUCUUCCUCCUGGUGGGCCUGAUCGUCUCCCCGUUCCUGUGUUUCCUUCACUAUUUCCGGCCCUUUAACUGCUUCCUGAUGAGGAACUAUGAGAUCAGGCAACAGCCCGUGUCCUUUGAAAACCUCACUCAGAGGAUGACGCUGGAAGCCACCAGGUUCAUACGAAGGAAUACUGAGAGACCCUUCCUCCUUUUCGUGUCUUAUCUCCAAGUGCACACGGCCCUCUUCUCUUCCAAGGACUUUGCCGGCAAAAGUCGCCAUGGCCUUUACGGGGACGCUGUGGAGGAGAUGGACUGGAGUAUAGGGCAGGUUCUGAAUGUCCUGGAUGAGCUGGGACUGGCCGACAAUACCCUGGUCUACUUCACAUCAGACCAGGGAGCCCACGUCGAAGAGGUGACGAGCAAAGGGGAGAUGCAUGGAGGAAGCAACAGGAUCUAUAAAGGAGGAAAAGCAAACAAUUGGGAAGGAGGUAUUCGGAUCCCAGGCAUCCUUCGAUGGCCAAGUGUGAUACAGGCUGGCCUAGAGAUGGACGAGCCAACAAGCAACAUGGACAUAUUCCCUACGGUAGUCAAACUUGCUGGAGCAUCACUGCCCCAAGACAGGCAAGUCCAUCUGGAAAACCUUUUACUUCACACCCAACUUCACUCCGGAGGGUGCCAAUGGGUGCUUUGCCACACAUGUGUGUUUAUGUUUCGGAAAGCACAUCACCCAUCACGACCCGCCUUUGCUGUUCGACCUUUCCAGCGAUCCACAGGAGACAAACCCGCUGACGCCGGCCACGGAGCCCCGUUACCAUGACAUCCUCCGAGCCAUGCAGGCAGCGGCAGACGACCACACCAGGAGCCUGCAGAAAGUCCCCAACCAGCUGUCUAUGUGGAACUUUUUCUGGAAACCGUGGCUCCAGCUCUGCUGCCCCUCAGCCUCCUCUUCACUGUCUUGUCAGUGUGACCGAGAAAAACAGGGUCAAAGCAUGAGCAAUUAGCCAUGAGCCGCUCUGUGCCUGGAGACGGGAAGCACGCACGUGGCUGGGUUCCCCAUCUUCAUCGCCGAUGCUGUGUCUUACCUUGCUACCUUGGAAAUGUACCCAUUCCUUGUCCUAUCCCUGGAAGUCAUGAAUGGGACAUCCGUGCUCACCCAGCUGGGGAUUGCUUCCAGGGUCUGCAGGGGAACAGUGAUCAACAGAUAUCUUCCGCAGCCAUGUUCUUUGGUCUUGGUGUCAGCUGAGUGGAUGUGACAUUCACUUCUUAUUGAAGACAAGGCGGGGCAAGUUCAAGGGUGACUUCAUCCAUCCUCCCACUGAGGGGAUAAGAUGUCAUUUCCUUGUUCUCUUCAAGUUGUUCUGGAACCUGAAAAACUAACCAGCACAGCGGCACACAGAUGGUCACAUUCCCAGACUUUAGUAGAUGCUAAUGUAUUCAGGUUUAUAACAAAUGAAAGCCCGACCUCUUUCCCGUUCAAAGAGGAUGGCAGGUUCCUAUUUGAUUAUAGGAAGUUAACUCAGUAUUAUUGUUAUCGCAACACGUAUUAAAUGCUUUUCACCACAUAGAUAGAAGCACAGAUACACGGAUACACGUAUGUACACAGUUUGUUUUCUUGAGAAGGUUAAGAUGGGUGGGGAAUCUCAGUGUUCAUUACUAGUUAAGCAAUAAAAGCUCCUCGAUAAAUUUGGGCAGUGAAUCUAUUGCCAAAUCUUUCAACCAAAGUAAGCCCAAGACAGAGCCCUCCUGAACUUACUUCUAGUAUAUCACCCGUAGUAUAUGUCACUCUCCUAUUUUGCUGUUUGGCAAGUGAGACUGGGAAUUACAAGGAAAUAGGAGGAUGCUACCUUCCCAGGGAUCUCUUGGAACAUAAUUCAGAAUUACUAACAUGGAAACCGUAUGUUAUCUGGGGUCCACACAGCAUGGGGCACAUGUCAGCCAUGAUUUAUCAGCAUGAAAGAGAUUAUCUUGACUUUGAGGCAUGAACCAAUGAGGAGAAAUCAGUAGGUAAUGUUGGUACCUACUUGUGGUUUUUGUUUUUAGUCCCCGGAUGGAAGAACUUGACUUGGGAUCAACCAUGAGAUGUGUGAUUUUGUGUUAAUCCCACUUCUCCCAAACCUCAGAACUUUUGGGAAAAUCGGAACCAGGUCACGUAGGAGAUGAAUGAGGUGAUAGAUUUCCAAGUCUGCCUGGGGUACCAUUUCUCCAGCCUUGGAACUGGAAGUGUGGUUAUUUCUUUGCACAUCCUCUCAGAAAAUGAUUAAUGCCUUUAUGGACAAAUGGACAAGCCAGAGUGCACCAGAGUACCGGUCCUCUGUCAGUUUGGGGGAUGUGUGUGGUCAUCCUGUUUGCCCAGCAUAGACCAUGCAGGGAAAUGGGGUGAUAGAGGUCUCUUGGAUGAUUGGAGAGAUAUGGAUGCCUGUCUUGGGCUUUCUGAAAACUGAUCAUAAUAUCAUGAAUUCCUCUACAAAAAAGCCACCCAAGAGUCCACAGCAUUUCCCCAGUAGCUCUUAUUUUAAUUUUUGCUUUUUUUUUCCUGGAAGAGAAAUCAAAAAAAGAAAGAAACAGAAGAAAUGAUGCCAAUACCAUUGUGUCCCUGGACUUUUUAACACUGCAAAAUGAACCAGAUUUUUCCUGUUAACAUGCAUUUCUUACCCUGGAAAUUGUGCAAAAUAUGCUGUUUUGUUGCAGGAAGUAUUCUUAACCAAAGACUGGACGGGGAUGUUGAUGUGUGUGGAGAUUAUUCCUAAAAAGCAUCAAAGAAACCCAUGACUUCUAAACUCAGACUUUAGGAUGUCAUUGCUUAUUGAAGAAGUCCGUGCAAGCGGACUUUUAGGACACUCUGAAGGGUGUGGGGAUGUCUGCUGUGGAUUCUGCCACUAGAAGCACUUUUAUAGAUGAGACUGUAGACCCGUUGGGGUACAGAAUUAGAUAUUUAAUGUGUGAGAUGUUAAGAGGGCGUGAAACACAAUAUAUACCUCUCUCAGCACAGGAACUGAGCUUGAAAGUGCCUCAAAGUAACUGAGACCACUAUUACAAUUCAGGGCAUUUCAGAGACGUGUUGAUUUCCAAUAACCAUAGUGACCAUAGAUUUCAAACUUGUAACCAUCUCAAGGUUUUGCUUUGAAUGUAUACAGGAAAUUUGAUUAUUUGGAAGGGAGAGGGGCAGCCCAGGAGAGGUGUAUCAAAGCUUGAAGGCACAGAUGCUGUUCGUUUUUAUAAUUUUGCAGAGCCUUAAGAUAUGGUUCCAUAGUUUCAAAGCUCCCUAUUGAUAUCAUUGCUUCGGCUCUGUAUUCAACUGUUAAUGCAUUCUGAAGCUUUGGGUGAGUUCUUCACAAAGAAAUUCGUAUUCCUCAUGUUAAUGUUGAUGCCAAAGUUAAGCAAACAGCUCAGUCUUGCAUGCACUGGCAUCGUUUUUACCAGUCUUUGGCAUUGCAAGAAAAAUAAACUUGUAAGUGCCAUAUGUAUGUAAGAGAGAACUUAAAAGAGGAGGCCAAUGUUUUAAACUUCCCUGGAUAACAUGCAAUAUAGAACGGGCAAAAAACAGUAAGUUUCAAAUUUAAAAAAAGCCACAUGCACACACUCACACAGGGAUAGUGUUUGGCCCAUUACCCCAAAAUGCUGCUUUCAGAAUGAUUGCAUCAGAUGUAAGGAUCCUUAAUCACAUGCUAAUGCAAAGCUGAAUAAAAUGCUUCUUGCAAUUAAAAA
Molecule: messenger RNA, 10890 nt
Organism: Cavia porcellus (domestic guinea pig)
Lineage: Eukaryota; Metazoa; Chordata; Mammalia; Rodentia; Caviidae
Product: steryl-sulfatase-like
Exons: 11
Coding region: 6467-8002 (511 amino acids)
Molecular function (GO): arylsulfatase activity
Source: RefSeq, a predicted model, not a curated record